Molecule: messenger RNA, 507 nt
Organism: Octodon degus (degu)
Lineage: Eukaryota; Metazoa; Chordata; Mammalia; Rodentia; Octodontidae
Product: glyceraldehyde-3-phosphate dehydrogenase-like
Exons: 1
Coding region: 1-507 (168 amino acids)
Molecular function (GO): oxidoreductase activity, acting on the aldehyde or oxo group of donors, NAD or NADP as acceptor
Source: RefSeq, a predicted model, not a curated record
AUGUUUGUGAUGGGUGUGAAUCACAAGUAUGGCAACUCCCUCAAGAUCGUUAGCAACACUUCCUGUACCACCAACUGCUCAGCCCCACUGGCCAAGGUCACCCAGGACAACUUCAGCAUUGUGGAGGGACUCAUGACCACAGUGAACGCCAUCACUGUCACCCAGAAGACUGUGGAUAGCCCCUCUGAGAAGCUGUGGCAUGAUGGCCGCGGGGCUGCCCAGAACAUCAUCCUUGCAUCCAUUGGCGCUGCCAAGGCUGUGGGCAAGGUCAUCCCGGAGCUGAGUGGGAAGCUCACAGACAUGGCCUUCCAUGUGUCCACUCCCAACGUGUCAGUGGUGGAUCUGACCUGCUGCCUGGAGAAAGCGGCUAAUCACAGCAACAUCAAGGAGGUGGUGAAGCAGGUGUCAGAUGGUCCCCUCAAAGGCAUCCUGAGCUACAACCAGGUUGUGUCUUGCAACUUCAACAGUGACACCCACUUUUCCACCUUUGAUGCUGGGGUGGAAUGA